AUGCAAAAGUUGAAGGAGACUGAUGCUCUCGACUAUCUCAAUCAAGUGAAGAAGCAGUUUGGGGACAAUCCAGAAAUCUACAACAAAUUUCUUGACAUCAUGAAAGACUUCAAAUCUCAUGCUAUUGAUACCCAGCGGGUGAUAGAGAGGGUUUCGAAGUUGUUUCAUGGCCAUCAGAGUCUCAUUUUGGGCUUCAAUACAUUCCUUCCUGCAGGGUAUAAGAUCGAAAAACUUGCGACACCAGCAGCUCAGAAUAAGAAAGCUGCGCCUGAAUUCGAUCAUGCUUAUUCUUAUGUCUCCAAGAUCAAAGCAAGAUUUGCCAAUCAGCCCAAUGUCUAUCAGCAAUUCCUCCAGAUUUUGCAACGAUACAAGGAUGAAGGGUAUGCAAUCGCACAGGUCAAAGAGCAAGUUGCAGAGUUAUUCGCUGGGCACGAAGAUUUGCUGGGAGAAUUUGGAAACUUUCUUCCGGAUCCUUCUGCUAACAAACCAUCCGGCGUCUCCGGUGCAGCCAUGCCUUCGAAAGCAAUGAAGAAACCGAAGGUGAAUGGACUUCCUCGGCAUGGUCUUGUGCUUGACUAUGCCCUCGUCCCAGCCUUCUGCAACCCAGCCAGGGCAGCUGUCUGCCUCACAUCCAACUCAGCAGGUGUCACGAGCAGUGCUUCUGACCGUGAUAGGCAAAGAAGUUGUCCACGCAGGUGCAACUCGUAUCUUUCUAUCGUUUUUCUCAAGCUUAGGAUGAUGCAGGCUCCGAAUUGCUACACUGACUUUCUCAAGUGUUUGAGUUUGUACGUUCAAGACGUUCUGACGGCGAAUGAGCUGAUCACACUGCUGGAAGAUCUGAUGGGAGGUCUCAAGCAUUACUUGGGGAUUCGAGAUGGGCCUAACAACAAGUACAAGACGAACGUACCGAUCAGCGAGAUUGAUUUCAGCAACUGUGCUUCCAUGGGCACAAGCUACAAAUGUCUGCCGGCCGAUUAUCCAUUGCCGACUUGUGCGGGACGUACGGAGCUUUGCGAUGAGGUGCUAAACGAUGAAUGGGUCUCCGUGCCUUCUGGUUCAGAAGAUUAUAGCUUUACACAUUACAGAAAGAAUCAGUAUGAGGAGUCGCUCUUCAAAUGCGAGGACGAUAGGUUCGAGCUCGACAUGCUUAUCGAGACCAACGCGUCAGCCAUCAGGGCGAUGGAGCCUCUGCUGGAGAGCGUCCAGGAGUGCGACAAGGACAGAAGUCGAUCAGCUAAGAUCAACAUUUCAUCGCUAAAGGCCAUUCACUACAAGGCGAUCGAGCGAGUUUACGGCGACCAUGGGCAAGAAAUUACUGAGCAUGUCAAACGCGCUCCCCGUGUGGCUCUCAGUGUCGUCCUUCCACGUUUGAAACAGAAGGAUGAAGAAUGGAGGAAAGCCAGGAGGGACAUGAACCGCAUCUGGCGAGAGGUCUACAAGGACAACUAUUAUAAAUCUUUGGACCAUAGGAGUUUCUACUUCAAACAAAUUGACAAGAAG
Molecule: messenger RNA, 1500 nt
Organism: Guillardia theta CCMP2712
Lineage: Eukaryota; Cryptophyceae; Pyrenomonadales; Geminigeraceae
Exons: 12
Biological process (GO): negative regulation of transcription by RNA polymerase II
Cellular component (GO): histone deacetylase complex; chromatin
Molecular function (GO): transcription corepressor activity
Source: RefSeq, a predicted model, not a curated record